This is a messenger RNA of Suricata suricatta (meerkat), 2184 nucleotides long. Its product is annotated as ubiquitin carboxyl-terminal hydrolase 17-like protein 6. Gene Ontology annotation, cellular component: cytosol; nucleus. Gene Ontology annotation, molecular function: cysteine-type endopeptidase activity; cysteine-type deubiquitinase activity. Lineage: Eukaryota; Metazoa; Chordata; Mammalia; Carnivora; Herpestidae. The coding region runs from base 1 to 2184 and encodes 727 amino acids. The transcript is spliced from 2 exons. The record is from RefSeq and is a predicted model, not a curated record. Gene Ontology annotation, biological process: protein deubiquitination; regulation of apoptotic process.
AUGGAGGUUACAUUUCCUCACAUCCGACAGGAGUUUCGGUUUGAUGUCCUUCCAAGACUCAAAUCUUCGUGCACAAAUAGAGGGGGUGCAGAAGGCCACACAGGACCCACUCUACCUGAGAAGCCAUCACCGUCAUUGCAGAUACUCCACAACAUGCCUAAUGGUUUGGCUCCCGCGUCAACACGGCUGACUCCCACAAAGAAACCUGUGAGUUGGAGAGGCCCUUCUGCGGUUGGAGCUGGGCUGCAGAACAUGGGAAACACAUGCUACAUGAAUGCGGCCCUGCAGUGUCUGACAUACACGCCGCCACUCUCCAGCUAUAUGCUGUCCCAGGCGCACUCCCGAUUCUGUGGGAAGCAGACAUUCUGCAUGCUGUGUGCUCUGCAGGCUCACAUGUCCAGGGCCCUCUGCCAUCCCAGAGAAGUGAUCUGGCCUCCGCUCAAACUGUUUGCUGCCUUCCACACGCACAGGCAGGAAGAUGCCCAUGAGUUUCUGAUGUUCAUUCUGGAUGCAAUGCACCAAGCGUGUUGGCAUGAGGACAGGCCUUUAGAGCCUCAGGCUGAGGACACCACCCUCAUCCGGCAAACCUUUGGAGGAUCCUGGAGGUCUCAAAUCCAGUGUCUCCGCUGCCAGGGUGUUUCCAGCACUUUCGACCCUUACCUGGACAUUAGCCUGGAUAUCAGGGCAGCUCAGAGUGUGAGCCAGGCUUUGCAACAGUUGGUGAAGCCUGAGCAGCUGGAUGGCCAAAAUGCCUAUCGUUGUAGUACAUGUCUCGACAAGGUACCUGCUUCCAAGACGGUGACUUUGGACACUUGCUCCAAGGUCCUCAUGCUGGUAUUGAAACGAUUCUCCCAUUUCAUGGGCAGCAAACUGGCGACGGAAGUCCAAUAUCUUGAGUGCCUGGACAUGCAACCAUACAUGUCUGAGCAGAAGGCGAGAUAUAUGAUUUACGUGCUCUAUGCUGUGCUGGUGCAUGUGGGGUCGAAUGGUCACAGUGGACAUUACUUCUGUUACAUCAAAGCUGGGAAUGGCCAGUGGUACAAAAUGGAUGAUGCCAAGGUCACCGCCAGUGAUGUGACUUCUGCCCUGAGUCAACAUGCGUAUGUCCUCUUUUACAUCCACAAGAGUGAAUGGGAAAGAGCACAUGGGAAUGAUGCAGGUGGUGGGGAAUCCACUUCCCUGUGGGCUGACCAUACAGACAAGGCUGUGGCCCAAAAAACACCGAAAACAGACCCCAACAUCAAGGAUCCUAUGUCAAAAAGUCACGUGGAAGACACACCAGUGCAACCAAUCACGUUAGACCAGUGGAGAUUCAUCCAGCAAAGCCACCGUCCCAAGUCUGAAUUCAACUUCAGGAAAAGAGAGUUUCCUCUUCCCGCCAAUGCCAUUCUAAUUCACCCAUGCAAAUACAGAGAGGAGAUGGGACAGGAACAUCUUGAAGAAAACACCUGUGACUAUGUGAGGCGUCCACCCAGGCCAAAGCCUGUGUACACCACCAAGAGGGCGGCGUCUGUCAUGGAGCCACCCAGCAGGAAGCCUGACAUGAUGCAGCUGUUUCCAUGGGCUUCCCCUGUCGGGAGACGUGUGGUGAGCACCUUCCAACAUUCUGGACGACGUGAUGUCAAGGAAGUGGUUAUUCCUGAGCCGCCUGCUCUGGCUCGCCAAUGCUCUACCCAGCAUCAAGGCCUCAUUGUCCAGCUGAGACAAAACAGGCCCCCGUGUACCUUCAGUUGGUGGCCCCAGGCCGUUUCCGUGGCACAUGGCCUUGGCCACGCCCAGGCACCAGCCAGGCAUCCUGAGGUCAAGUCUCAUCCUCCUCCAACCAGAUGGGCUUCUGUUCCCCAGCCCCACAUCCAGACAGCAGGCAAGAGAUGGGCCCCGAUCCCUGACGAGAUGUGCCAGAGGCCCCGGAAGAAAGCAUGCUGGGGCCCCUGCCAGAAAACCUCCAGCAGCAUAGGGAGCAACCACGUGGGGCUUGGCCUGAGUGUGUGCCAUCCAGCAAAGGGAGGUGCAUGUCCACCCCCAGGAGCAGCCUGUGGGACCCGGAAGACACCUGCCUCAGAGCAAAGCUUGGGUCUCCAACCUCCAUGCCCCCGUACUCCCCCAGACAUGCUCAAGGGUGUACUGUACCCCCAUGUCCAUACUGUCAGCAGACUGCCAGUCAGCCGCUGCCAAUGGUAUUAA